Molecule: messenger RNA, 3106 nt
Organism: Microplitis demolitor
Lineage: Eukaryota; Metazoa; Arthropoda; Insecta; Hymenoptera; Braconidae
Exons: 10
Coding region: 1-2997 (998 amino acids)
Source: RefSeq, a predicted model, not a curated record
AUGUCUUUCGCGGAGUAUGGCUCGAGUAUAUUUUUUAUGGGUAAAAUUAAAAAACCAUUUGAUCAAGGAGAUGGAUUGUCUAAUAAUAAUAAUGACAAGUACUUUGGAUGUAAAUUGAAAAUGAUUGAUUCUUGUAAUGAUUUUCGUGCUUGGAGUCCUGACCCUUUUGAAAAUUUUAAAUAUUUUCGUGAAAUUACUGAAAAUGGCGAUUUAAAAUCUAAAGACGUACCAGAUCUAUCAGGAAUAAAUGUCGUAGUUGAUGUUGAUACAGAAAAAGAAUUAGAAUUAUUGAGACAUGAAUUAGCUAAAUAUAAAGCACUUAAAUUAACGCCUGAACAAAAAAAACAAUUAGGAGAAAUGAAUUUUGGCGAAGCAUUUUCCAAAGGCGACUGGAAUAUCGGUGAUUUUAUUCUGGGCACAUUAGAAAAACUAACAAAUUACAAAGAAUCGAUACUGGGAACAAGCCCAACUAAAAUAAAAGAAAUAGAUAAAAAUUUACAAUCACCUCGUUCGAAGCCAAUUGCACGUAAGAAUAAAAAAAUAAAAAAUAUAGAACGUAAAGUGAGCACCGAUAUUUCCGGUUCUAUUCCCAAAGAUUCUACUAGCGAGUGCAGCUCCAGUUCUCAAAUCGGACUCGUUGAAUGUCAAAGUGAUUCGAGUUCUGGAUCCAGCCAGAAUAAUUACAAUUACAAAGUAAAUAAAAUAAAAGCUAAUCGUAAUCGCCGUAAUGUUAAUGACAAUUAUAAUUACAAGAGCGAUGAAAGUGAAACUGCAUCUGUCGAUUCAAAUAAAUCCUACAUAAUUAAAUCCGAAUCGAUAAUUAUUUCAUUAGAAAAUGAACUAAAGACGAAAGAAUCUGAAUUAGAUGAACUGAAAAGUUUGAAUCACGAUUUAAAAUAUUCACUGCAGAAUCGCGAUGCGCAGAUUAAAAAUUUGAAAGAAAAUUUCACAAAAACCCAAAUGAAUUUACAAAAUAUAAUUGACCAACGUAACAAUGAACUGGACCAAUGGCGGCAGAAAUCAGAGAGCAGUAAAAUUUUAAUAAAUCAAAUAAAUCGUAAAUUAGAAGAAAGGAGGCAAGAAUGUUACGUAUUGAUGCAGGAAAUAAAUAAUUUGAAACAAGAUGCUAAUUUACAAGCAUUGCGCACAGAACGCGAUUCUUUGGCUAAAAAAUUGGAAGAAAUAGGAAAACUAGUAAAAGAUGCAGGAAAUUAUGGAUCUGGUGUAGAAGGAAUGAAAGCGUUGAUCCGAGAACGAAAUGAAUUGAUUGAAUUGAAACGACAUUUCGAGGUUCACUGCAGCGACCAGGAAUACGAAAUCGAUCGGCUUAAUAAAUUAAUAAACCAUAUCAAGGAAGACCACGAGUCCCAGCGAAUUGAAAUGUCACGAGUAACUGAAGAGCUGGAGGAAGAGUUGAGGAUUAAAUCCGAUAAAAUUUAUUACUGUGAAGAGCAAAUUAAUCAUUACAAGAAUCACAUGAUGGAGUUGAAACAUGAAUUAGAGGAAAGUAAUCAGGCUAGAGAAAGAGAGUCGAUUGCCGAUAGAGAUCUUGACAGUACACUGGCCCAGUAUUUGAAAAAAUCCAGUGAACAAAUUGAUCAGUUGUCUACUGCACUCCAUGGCGCGGGUAAUGAUGUUGAGAAAAAUAAAAUGGAAAUAGAUUAUCUGAAAAAACAGAUAUCGAAAAGUGUACAGGAAAAAUUAGAUAAUGAAAAAAAUUUUUCAUCUAAAUUGGAGCAGUGCCAGCAGACAAUUAAAACUCAGAUAAAUGAAAUUGAAAAAUUACGUAAAUAUAAUUGUAAAUUAAGUAAAGACGUCCAGCAUAACGAUAACUUGAAGUAUGAGCUCAAUGAAAUGACUUCCAGAGUCGCUUCAAUGCAGAAGGAACAUUCAAAUCUGAUGAACGAACUGGAACAUUUGAAAGAGUGUCUGGAAGCAAAAAACUUAGAAGUCGUUACUCUGGAAGAGGAGAAAGAAAAUUUGAAAAGAAGAAUCGAUUGUAUACUCAGGGAGCUAGAGGAUAAGAACAAUAAGAUUAGUGUAUUGGAACGCACGAACUUUGAUAUUCACAAAAAAUUAUAUGACACUGAGAAAAAUGUUAAGGCGGUGUCGGAUGAAUUGCAGUCGAUGAAAUAUGAAGACAAAAAAAUAUUACAGAUUACGAUGUUGCAGCGAGAUUUGGAAAAAGGUUGCAAGGAAAAACGAAAACUGGAGGAUGCGGUCAGCAGUUUACGUAAAGAAUAUGAUUCUUGUUGCAAUUUAAAUAAACGUCUUAAUGAUAGUUUAAUGAAUAAAUCGAAUCAAAUAUUAAUUAUAAAACGAGAUAUUAAACGGCUGACUAGUGAUUUUACUGAUAAUAUUUAUUUCGAUGGUAGUAUUAUUAAAUUACCAGAUAAAUUACAUGAGAGCUUGAGUAUUUUGAAGCAGCACAUUGAGGCUGAUAACUCCAAUGAAAAAGGCUCCACUGAUUUAAAUGACAAUGAUUAUGAUAAUUUAAAAGAUAAAAUAGAUAAUAUUACUAAGACAUUUAAUCAUUCAGAUAAUGAUCAGUCAAUAAAAUCAAUGACAAGCGAAAAUAAAGAUUUAGCAGCCAUGAGUGCCGAUCGCGCGAUCCUCCAAGAGUUCAAACAAAAUUCCGAAGCGGCAUUCAAAUUAUUUAACAAAAAUCACACCAGUUGUGUAUCAAAAAAAUUUGACACACGAUUUUUUGACAACGAAAGUGGAUUUAUAAGCGACGCUAAUGAUUCAUCAGUAAAAUCACCCAAUGACAAUAAUUAUCAUCCAUUUGAUAGCAUUCCAACUUAUUUAAAUAAAAUAAAAUCACAUUCACCCAAGCAUACCGAUUUUAAUAAUGACUUUAAACCCGACAAUGAUGAUCACAAAAAUAAACAUGAUGACAAUCGGCACAACGUUUUUUCUAAAUACCACAGCGAUAAAUCACGCCAAAGAAAUACUCAAUUUAUGCGGAAUUGCUGUGAACGUUCGAAUAAAAACUGAAAGUGGCUACCGUCAGUCAAAAUAAAAAAUUAUCUAAUAAAAAAAACAAGAAAAAUUACAAGUUAAAUUAUAAAGUAAUUUUGUUAAUAAAAAUAAAUUAAAAACCCAU